Molecule: messenger RNA, 2405 nt
Organism: Rotaria sordida
Lineage: Eukaryota; Metazoa; Rotifera; Eurotatoria; Philodinida; Philodinidae
Source: the annotation of a GenBank genome assembly
UUCCUAAACCACAUAAGAAAGGUACACCACUACGGCCGAUUUUAAAUACAAUUCAUGCAGCAUCAAAACAAAUUUCUCAAUUCUUAGAUAAAUUACUUCGACCAUUAUUUGAUCGAUUUGUACGUCAAACAACGUUUGUAGAUGGUGCUGAUCUUCUUGAACAACUUCAAAAAUAUAUUCAAAAAGGUUAUUUUAAUUCAUCGACUCUUUUUAUUACAUUCGAUAUUACAAAUCUUUAUACAAUGUUACCACAAGAAGAAUCUUUAGCUAUACUUACUGAAUUUCUUCAUACACAUAAUUGUGAAAAAGUGAAUGGUCUUUCAAUUGAUACAAUUAUUGAAUUAGCUCGUAUUGUGCUUCAAGCAAACGCUUUUGUUUAUAAUAACAAAUUUUAUCGACAAAUUAUUGGUGGUGCUAUGGGAUCGGCAUUGACUUUAACAUUAGCAAAUAUCUUCAUGUGGAAAUGGGAAAGACAAACUAUUUUACCAAAAUUAUCUUCACAUGAAUUAUAUGGCCGAUAUAUUGAUGAUGUUUUCUUUACAUCGAACCAAUCUGAAGAAAAGGUGAAAGAAUUAUUAGAAACAGCUAAUAAUUUUCAUCCAAAUAUUAAAUUAGAAUAUAAGAUUGGAAAAAGUGUUCCAUUCCUUGAUGUUCUUAUUCAAAACAAUAAUGGUAUUUUCGCAUCAUCGCUCUAUCAUAAACCUUCAGCUGAACCAACUGUGUUAUCAUUUUUAUCAGAUCAUCCACGACAUGUCUUUCGAAAUGUCAUUCAAACUGCUCUCACUCGAGCUGUACGAUAUUCAUCAACAUUUGAAAUAUUUGAUAAUGAACGUCGAGCCAUUCGUUUAAUGUUCUUAUAUAACAGAUAUCCAUCCAAUUAUAUUAACCAAGAAUUUGAAAAAUUCUUUGCUGACUAUAUAACUUCAACUUCUUCGUCAAUUUUACCCAUGAUUACCGAUGAAAGUCAAUUCCUUGCAUUACGUCAAAAACUCUUAAAUCAACCAACAGCGAAGCAAACACAACUGGUCAUAAGUGCAACUACCGUACAGCUUACACAACAUACACAAAAUGUUACACAACCAAAUACAAAUACAAUGGAAGCAACUAUUCAACGAAACAAUGAAAAGUUCAAAAAUAACAUCUUUUUACAUGUAAAACAUGAGGGUCGACUGAAAGGUUUAGCUCGUGAAAUACAUAUGAUACAUGAUAGUCACUUCAAAAAUACCAGUCACGGAGACAUAAGAUUAGUUGUUGGUUGUCGAAAUAAUCCAAAUAUUGAAUUUGAACUUUCACGUAAACGACCAUCUUCAUCAGUAUUAAAAGAUCCAUUAGCAAAGAAACGAAAACCAAAUGAAUAUCAGCAAGCAAAAAUGAAAAAUAAAUUCAAUCAAAGUCAGCAAAAUCGUAAAGGUCAAAAUAAGAAAAAGAAAAAUCGUCAAUUACGAAUAAAAAAGAAACAGGUGUCUAGCAAAUUGCAAUUUCAAUUAGCAACUAUGGAUUCUAGUGAAUAUUUUCAAAAUGUAUCAACAUCACAAGUAUUACCAAAGAAAAAAAUAUUAAAUCCUAUGGAUAUGACAACUAGUUCUGAUCCAACAUUAUUAUUACCUGAUUAUUUAACAAUAUCAGAUAGUAAAUUUAAAGAUUUGUUUUUACAGUCAACAACAAAUAAUAUGAGUACUGAUGCACUUAUUGAAUUAUUAAACCAGACAGAAAUAUUAUUAUUUAUUCGUGAACUUACACAAUUGAGCAAUAAAUUUAAUUAUUCUCAAUUACAACAUGAACAAUGGUCUUACUAUUAUAAUCUUGGCAUGACCGAAGGUAUUUGGACCAACCGAGUAUCGAAAAAAAUGGCCGAAGCCAAUUCAAUGUGUUAUACAUAUGGUCGAUCCAAAAACUUAAUCAAACAACGUCUUGCAAAAUAUAAGCUACAAUGUGAAAAAAAUCAAGAGACUAUUAAUCAAUGUAUGAAACAAGCACCACUCAUUAUUGAUAUGCAAACUAUUACAACUAUGAUAAAUAAUUUAAUCAAUAAAGAUCAAUAUGAAUUACGAUUUGAACUUGACCGAAGAAAAACAAUGCUCCGACUAGAUGCUGAAGAACACAAACUUGUUGAACAAUUUUACCAAUUGAAGCCAAGACAAACAGAGAUCAACUCAGCAAAAAUUAUCUGGAAAGCUAUCAAUGAACAACAUAACAUAAUCGAUGAAAUUGUUAUAUUUAAGAAAUGGCUCGAAGUUCACGCACAAAUAUCAUCAUAUACAUUUGAAGAUGUUCAAUUACCAAAAAUAAAUCAUAUCUUUAUAUCACUAUUCUUUCAAGGUCAAACAUCAUCUGCCGAACAUAUUGCUGAACAAACAAUAGCUAAAGCCGAACAAAUGAUUUAUUAUUUAUAUUUUCGAUAUUAA